This is a messenger RNA of Halichondria panicea, 5914 nucleotides long. Its product is annotated as E3 ubiquitin-protein ligase HECW1-like. Gene Ontology annotation, molecular function: protein binding; ubiquitin protein ligase activity. The coding region runs from base 302 to 5848 and encodes 1848 amino acids. Lineage: Eukaryota; Metazoa; Porifera; Demospongiae; Suberitida; Halichondriidae. Gene Ontology annotation, biological process: protein polyubiquitination; regulation of dendrite morphogenesis. Gene Ontology annotation, cellular component: cytoplasm. The record is from RefSeq and is a predicted model, not a curated record. The transcript is spliced from 34 exons.
ACGCCCCCAUCCCAUGCUGACUCAGCGUCUAUGAUUUCAAGAAACAAGACAAGUACACUGCAUAUAAUACUGCUGCACAGAAGAAAGUAUUAAAGAGCAGCGAGAUUCUGAGAGCAUCAAAGAAAACAGGUCUACAAUACUGCUAUACAGAAGGUGUACCAAACAGAGGAGAAGUUUGUGUACAGAAGAGCUGAUACAAUUUGUUUCACCAAGCGCUUAAACGAGCAGGGCGGCCCGUUUCUUUUUUAUUAUACGAGAUAUGAACAAUCUAUUGUAACCUAAUUGAGCUCCAUAAGUUGUUAUGUCAGAGGAAUUUAAUCGAGGUGGGAAUGAAGGAUCUGCCGAGGAACGGAAUAGGGAACAAGACGAUGUGCCACGCCCACUAGAGCUUAGUGUUGGUGCUUUAAGGACACUCAGUAGCGGCUCGGAUCGGUCACGCUCUAGUAGCGGUUCAGAGCAGAUACCAUGUCAACCGGGACGUAGUCCGAGUGGGGGGAGCACACUGUUUCGUCCGUUACUAACAACGACAGGGCAGAUAUGGCUGGACCAAUCAGAGGUGACUGUGGGUGCAUCAGUGUGUGUACGUUGGGAAGUAACCCAGUCCGUGACUGAGAUGGAUUUUAUUGGCAUCUUCGAGUGUCUCGAGGAUCCAGCUGCCCCAAUUGACAUAGACGGACUAUUGGAUGCUCGUCUUCGUGGUGUGAGCAACUCUCACAAUGGAGAGAUACACUGGGUCAUGGAGGAGAUGCUCUUUGUAGGCAGGGAAUCUACGACAGUUGUGUUCUGUUACCUUGACGACCACGCCACUCUGCGAGCUCGUAGCCCUCGGCUAGUGGUGACCAAUCCCGCGGCUGUGGCCACCACUGUAGUCCCGCCCCUCCAGCGAACACUCAGCCAAAUUACAGACCCUAUCGAGAUCAAAGUCUUGAAUUUCCGAUGUUCCAAUCUUCGUUCCAAGAUGUUUGGUCCCCCAUCCCCGUACCUCAGGUUCCAAGUGAAACCUCCCCGUGGAGACAGACAGCUGCCCCAUCAUCGCCAGAGGAUGGAGUCGAUGGCUCUACCCAACCAACUCAACCCAGCAUGGAGAGAGCAAUUUGCGUUUCAAGUUUUACCGACUGAUCUCCUCGAGGUGGAGGUGAGGAACAAGUUCUCGGUCACCCGACCCUCCGUUACUCACUUCCUGGGUCGCGUGAGGUGUCCACUGGCUUUGUUCCUGCAGCAGCCGGGAGGAAGUACGGAGGUGUUUCACCUUGAGAAAAGGUUACCAAUCGACCGUGUCCAAGGCAACAUCACACUGACCAUCCAACAUGAACUGGAUCUGGGACAGACUGAAGCCGAAGACAGUCUCCCCACUGCCACCAUCACAGCUCCACCCCCUACAGAAGUGAUUAACGUUAUCACACAUGAAGUGAUUAGUUCUGACGAAGAGAGCGUCUCGCCUUUGGUCAGUUUACAGAGCAUUGUGGAAGACAGACAAAAUGACAAUAUCAUCCCUAUACAACUGAGCGUCCAAUCAGAAUCAAUAACUGAGUCACAUGACCAAGAACCCCCUGAUAAUGCCCAACCAGCUCCAACACCCAGUAUACAGAUAACCACCGAUCCCUCUGCUGCUAGGCAACACGGCGAGGAUGACCCUGUAAUUAGUGAGAGCCCCUCAUACAGACGACAGCAGUCCCAUCCUCAAACCAGCUUUACGAUGAUUCGACAAACACUACACAGUCGGAGACACGCCUCUUUCCAUGGCCCACGAACUGUUAGUAGAACUGUAGACUUCAUCAGGAGCAUGAAUGUUCCCUCUGAAGCUUCCGCCAGUACCACCUCCAGUCUCACUGAAACACUGCCCCCAAAUUGGGAGGCGAGGAGGGACGGCACUGGAAGGCAGGUGUACUAUGAUCACGAACACAAAGUGGUCAGACUGGACAAACCAGAUCAAGAAACAGGUGGUGGCGGCACAGACAUUGAGCAGUUCGUUCAACGGUUCACACGUAACUUGUUCCUACGGCAGGGCAGUCACCAGCCCACCACCCUCACACCCUCACCACUGGCACGCAGUCACACCAUCUCAGGGGCACAGCCGUCUCGUAACCAGAGCCAGGGCCAAAAUUCAAUUCAACCUAUUAACCCUUUAAGUACUGUAUCGACGGCUACAUCUAAUAACCCUUUGAGUGCUGAGGCCGGCCUCAAUCUUACACUGGAAUCAUUUGAAGGUACCGAAGAUGUUGUUGAAGUGAGUGGCAAAGAAGUUCAUGAAGAUGAAACAGCUGUCGCUGAAAAAAGCGAUGAGGAGGAGGUUAAGUCAAAGGAUACAAAUGUCGCCAUGGAAACGGAGAUACGUAAGGUCCCGCGACAGGAGAGUGUGAACAUGGAAAUAAGACAGUCCCCUGGUUUCAAGUUCAUUACUAGACCAGACCUUUUCAAGUUUGCAAAGGAUGUGAGUCACGAGACGUUCUUCAAGAACCUCCCAGUACUGGAGCUCAUUCAGGCUAUCCGCAAUGACCACACCCUCUACACCAAGUACCAGCACAGCAGUAAGCUGGUGGCCAUGCUCAACAGCUUUGCUCAUACAGACUGUGACCUGCCCUCAGAAUGGGAGAAGAAGGUGGAGCCCAAGACUGACAAGCACGUGUUCAUCGAUCACAGCUCAAGGUUCACCACGUACAUAGACCCACGGUUACCGUAUCCUGGCAACAACCUCACGAAGAAAGGGGGAUCCUCCUCCGUGGGCAUGGUGGCAAGGUCUCGACCGUUUGAAACUGACAGAACACAAUCAGACUCCCAAUCGACCAAUCAGAAUACACCACCACCACUUCCACCUCGUGCUCCAGAAAGAAUCGCAGUCUCAUCUCCAGCAGCAAGUUACAGUGAGAGGGUGUGCCAGUUCCUACAGCAACCCAACAUCUUCACCCAGCUGAUAACUCGCAACCCCGGACCACUGUCAAUUGAUCUCAGACAAGCCAUUAUUCGCAUUCAGAGCGGGGGGCCCUCAGUAAUGGAGGCAAUACAAAACGAGUCGGAUGAUAUCUCCUUUGACCUCACCAUGUUGCUCAGUUUAUUUGAAGAGGAAAUCUCUCACUUCCUGUUCUCUGUGCCUACGGUUCACCAAGACGACACAGACGAUGAUGACGACACUGAUUCGUUUUUGAGCUCUGGCUCAGAUCAUUAUAUUCCUAUUACCUCGUCACGCACUGAUCAGAAUUUAGGCUCUGACUCAGAUGAUACUUCUAAUUCCCCGUCCUUUACGCCUGCGGUAAUUAACCACGAAGACGACUUUGUUGACUCUGACUCUUACUCAUUUGACUCAUCGCUCUCACCAUCUCCGACAAGCAACUCUCUCACUUUAUUCAACGAAGUGAUACCCGAGAUGAUACCACCUCCUCCACCGCCCCCUUCACUGUUGCCAGGACAACAUAUACCGUCAUCUCCCCCUCCACCACCAUUGCCAGGGCAACAGAUACCACCACCACCACAACAGCUAUCUCCACCGCCCCCUCCACCAUUGCCAGGGCAACAGAUACCACCUCCACCACCAUUCCCAGGGCAACAGCUAUCUCCACCGCCCCCUCCACCAUUGCCAGGGCAACAGAUACCACCUCCACCACCAUUGCCAAGGCAACAGCUAACUCCACCGCCUCCUCCACCGUUUCCAGGGCCGCUACCAGAGUACCCAAUGAUGGAUCCGCUCUCCCCUACUCCACCCCCUCUACCACCAUUACCAGGGCAGCGACGAGCACUCUGGUCAUCAUCACAACGCCGCUCUCUUGCCCCCAGCCCACCCCCUGCACAGGACACAGGACUCAACCAUAUGUCUGCUGAGGUUGCUACUACAACAGGAGCAGCUGAUAGCAGCGAAAAUGAAGACCAUUUGCUUGCUGGUUUGCCUACGAGUCAGGUUCGAGAGUUUUUCCAACAGUCCAAUAUCUACCAGCUGGUUCUGCGGAGAUACAAUGGUAUAUCGGCCACGAGGAGGAUGUAUAUCCAGCUCUUGGAGAUGGACACUCUCGACGAGAUGGAGAAUCGCGUGAGAACAAAUGAAGAGUUUGCACAAUUUUUGAGGGACAUGGCCAUUCAGUAUCUGCCAGGUGCUCAAGGCUAUGUAGAGGAUACUAGCGAUGCAGCAGGUGCUAGCAAUGUGGGGGGUGUUAGCAAUGCGGGGGGUGGAAGUGAAGACAAUACCAUCGUUGUUAAUCACCAGUUCCUUGGUCUACCAGUUCGCCGUAUCCUAGAGUAUUUGCUUGACGCCGCUAAUUCUUUAGAGGCCUAUGGACAAUCGCACGUGGUACCAACGAUACGCACUGCUAGUGUACCAGAGUUUGAGAGGCUACUGACGGAAAACUCCUCCUUACAGGCCUUGGUCAUAGCGCACCAAACUGAAAUUGAAACUUACAUUACAUCAGUGACCGUUGACGAUUCACUUCCUACACCAACGGAGAUACAACUCUACUUUAAUCGUUCUAGCAAUUGGUCGGUUGUCCUUGCCCACAUACGUGUUCCAAGUUCUGAGGACAGGGCCAUGGUGGACCGCAUUCGUUCACUGACACCAAACCAGCUCUCGGAUAGACUCACCUGGGACGGAAUAAUGAAACGUUUUAUCGAGGCGUGUGCUGACCGUAUCCGGCUCUACAGCGAGACAGGAGCCAACGAGUCUGCUGAACCAGUCGCACAACCCAGUACAGUCUCCGAAGCUCGAUUACUGGCAAAGGAGGACUUCAUCCACAAGCUGCAAAGGUUCCAAAAUAAACUGGAUUCCCAUGGUUACGCCGACUCGACCUCCCGCAUUCAAGAGGUAACCAUAGACAGAGAGAAGUUGUUGGAGAAGGCCUACUCUUUCCUCAUGGGUACUUCUGCCAAGGUCCUGCGAAGGAGUCGCUGUAACAUCAGCUGGAGUGGGGAAGCAGGACUAGACUACGGUGGACCUCAGAGGGAGUUUUUCUUCCGUCUAUCUCGCCAGCUGUUCAACCCGUACUACGGCCUGUUUGAGUACUCUGCCCACGGCUCCUACACCAUCCAGAUCAGCCAGCACUCCAGUAACAUACCGGACGCCAUGCAGUGGUUCCGAUUCGCUGGUCGUCUGAUUGGCUACGCUAUCAUUCAGGGCACUCUACUAGAUGUGUUCUUUGCUCGACACGUUUACAAGGCUCUCUUAGGAAAGAAAUGUGUCGUGAGUGACAUGGAGGCCAUAGACAUAUCGUUCUACAACAGUCUUCAGUACGUGCAACACAACGACCCCGAGCCAUUGGACCUCAACUUUGCCGUUCUUGAAGAGACCUUUGGAGAAACCUCAGAGUACGAGCUCAAACCUGGCGGUGCCGACAUCGUAGUCACCAACUCUAACAAGGUUGAGUACAUGAACCUCAUGAUCCAGUGGCGCGUAUCUCGUGGGACCGGCCCCCAAACUGAGAGCCUGGUGAAAGGAUUGCGAGAGAUGAUGCCAUUGGCUUAUCUCAAAAACUUCGAUGCUCAGGAACUCGAGUGGGUCAUCGCAGGAACUGCAGAGAUUGAUAUUGAUGAUUGGAAGAACAAUACCGUCUACUAUGGAGGCUACAGUAAUACGCACAAGGUCAUCAAGUGGUUCUGGAGGGCAGUGGUGGAGUUCACCAAUGAACAGAAGCUGCGACUGUUACAAUUUGUUACUGGCACGUCUAGUGUUCCAUUUGAGGGUUUCAAAGCCCUGAGGGGAUCUGGGUCUAUCCAGAGGUUUACCAUUGACUCAUUGGAAUCAUCACGUUCUCUACCAAUAGCUCACACCUGCUUCAACAGACUCGAUCUUCCUGGAUACCAAUCAUUUGAAACUUUACGUGACAAACUUACCUUAGCUAUCGAAGAAUGUGGAACUUUUGAGAUGGCAUAAAUAUUUUUUUAGUGGGAUUUUUAUUUAGUGCAUUUUGAUUUUAUAUCACCUGUUGAGAGAGAGAAA